This is a messenger RNA of Fonsecaea multimorphosa CBS 102226, 888 nucleotides long. RefSeq lists its product as uncharacterized. The transcript has 2 exons. Gene Ontology annotation, molecular function: catalytic activity. NCBI's taxonomy places the organism in Eukaryota, Fungi, Ascomycota, Eurotiomycetes, Chaetothyriales, Herpotrichiellaceae. The record is from RefSeq and is a predicted model, not a curated record. The coding region runs from base 1 to 888 and encodes 295 amino acids.
AUGUCAGUUGCUUGGGAUCGAUUUGUUCGCUAUAUCCCAAAGGGUGAUGGCGAAACCGUCCGCUACGGCGAACCCAUUGUCGCCGAAGCCGAUGUCGACCUCGUUGCGAAAUUGGCGGACGAGGGGAAACUCCAAGUGAAGGUGUUAGAAGGGGAUCACCCUCUGAAUGCGAAACCCACUGGCGCGGUGGACAGUGUCAAAAAGCUGUUGGGUCCGUUAGAAUCUGCCCAUGUGCCUUACAUUCGUUGCAUUGGACUGAAUUACAAAACUCAUAUUCUUGAAACCGGACGUCCGCUUCCCACUUGUCCAACUGUCUUCACCAAACCGGGCCCAGCGGUGGCGGAUCAUGGGGAGAAGAUACCGAUUCCGCUGAUCGCCCAAUCGCAAUGUGACUAUGAGGGCGAGCUCGUGGUUGUCAUCGGCAAAGAUGCAAAGGAUGUGCCAGAAGAGAACGCGCUGGACUAUGUGGCCGCAUAUACGGCCGGCAACGACGUCUCGGCGCGCGACUGGCAAAGAGAGCCGGGCAAAGCAGGGCCGGUGCCGCAAUGGACGUUCAGCAAGUCCUUUGACAAAUAUGCGCCCUUGGGCCCAUGUCUGGUGUCCUCGCGUAUACUAGGGGCAGCGGACCAGCAACCAUUGAAGACAUGGGUCAAUGGUGAGCUGCGGCAGGAGAGCAACACCUCUGAUCUCUGUUUUGGGGUUCGACAACUUGUCGCAUUCUGUAGUCAGGGCCAGACGCUACAGCGCGGGUCCCUCAUCAUGACCGGCACCCCGGGUGGCGUUGGGCUGUUUAUGAAACCUCCUGCUUUCCUCCGGGACGGCGACGAGGUAGCGGUGGAGAUUGGUGGCAUUGGACGUCUGACAAACCGCAUGGUAUUUUCAACGUGA